CCUAGGAUCAGUUGUCACUUACUUCCUCUUUGUACCCCGUUUAAAGUCACUGCCAGUCUCUGGCACAUUCUCACGACAAGAGCAUAAAAGGCAGAGGGGGCUCUACGCGGCUCCACAGCUGGUGUGAGUCAUCUCUUGGAGGUGUAUCCGGCGUGCUGGCCCCGUGUGGCCCUGCCCGUCUGUGUCCCUGGACUUGGUCGAAGCUCCUCAGUGUCUGUGGAAGAGAAACCUGAGGAGUCUGGAACAAGUACAGGGUCUUGGACUCUCGCCUCGCUGGGCGCGGAUUACCACAAGCGCAGGCGUUGCCAGGAGGCGGAAUCGCCGGGCAGCCACCUGCUGAAGGAGUGUACCAUGAGGCAUGACCAACAGGUGACGUAACAGGGAUGAGGCCCUCGCUGUGAUAGGCUAAUAAAGUAUUCACACUAGUGAAACUCUAUGUCAAUUGGCUGAAGUGAGGAGCCAAUGAGACGCAAUGAUGCAUCACUGUUCCCUGACUGGUGUUGUAAUGCUUUAUUUAACCAUGAACCACACCUUACAGAUAACUUCAAUACUGUUCAUCGGACAAAGGGAAAGUUAGCACAUGGAAUUCAUAUAAAUAUCAAUCCAAUUCUGAUUUUAUCUUACUGAGCCUUCUGUCCAGUUUUAUAAAAAAAUUACAGAAAUUAUCAAAGAAAUUACAGAAAUGAUAAAUUAACACCGCAGAGCAGCUGCAGAAUUUAAAUUAACAUAUUUUGCUUCACACUUUAACAAGUGUAUGAAUAUGAAUUAUUAAUUUACUAAAUGUAAUUUCAAAUUUUUAUAAGAAGCUCUGAAACAUCACAGAACGCCUCAUGGAAUGGCCCUUUGAUUUUCAACAAACUGCAUCGCUCAGAUGAAUGAAAAUCAGUUUUGACUUGGGCAAUGUGUGAAUAUAAAAUCGAUUUGAUUUUAAGAUUCACAAAUACAAAAAUAACUGAUCUACAAGCAUCUACCUGAGGAGGUGAAAUGUGCAUAAAGGAAAAAGAGACUGUGCAUUGUGUUCUGCAUAAUUAUAUCAGAAUCAUUGUUUCAUUGCCGAGUUUCCACACCUUUAUAACAUAUAAAGUGAUCGCCUUUGAGGUAACAGCACAUUGUAAGGAUGAUUACUGUUCUUUCCCAUGUGAUACCCACCAAUUCCAUUGAAUGGUCUACUUCUGCUUUCAAACUCGACAUAAAGACAAUAUACAUACACAGCGACAAUACAAUUUGUGACAAUACUGGAACAAUGUUGCAGAUUGAUUGGUUCUAUAACAAAAGUCCAUUGACAAGCAAUGUUUAACACAUCUCCACAUAUCUCCUUCACAGACAUUUCCUCUUUUUUUUUUUUUUUUUUGAUUGACCCAUUCAGUUCUGUUCUUACUAUUUUCCUAUUAAUUGCAUUUGGAGUCUUCGGCUCCCAAAGAGAGGCUACACACAAAUGUUUGGUGUUUUAUGCUACUGCAAAAGUGUUACUAAUUAUAAAGCACCCAGUGAUGCUGCUUAUCAAUGAACCUUUUAACUCAAAACUGCCGUUUUACAACUAAAACUUAGGCUUCAAUUUAUUACUACUUGAAAUGAAUGUUUACUUAAAACUACCGAUUGUUUGUAAUGUUAAAUAUAUUUUUGUAAGCUAAAGAAUAAAGGAAUGAUUUCAUUACAAAAACAAUAAAUUUGCAAUAUUUUUACUGAAAUAAGAUAGCGUCUAAAGACUUUCCGUGAGAACUGUAUUUUGAUUAAAAAAAAACAUCUUAAAAAUAAUAAAAAUGUAUCGAAAACGCAUUUAUUAGAAAGAAAAAAUAAACCUGCAGAACGCAAAGUACAUUUCAAAGUGUGAGAAAUAGAGAGCGAGCUCACUUUCCUGUCAAAUAUAACAAGUGUGUUUUAACGAGAAUCGUUAUGUGUAAACUGCUACUGCCCUCUGGCGACGAUCACAAUGAAAAAGGGUGCAGGGUUUACCAUUAUUUCUAGGUGUGACUUGUAAUAAAAGCAUUCCACUCCACUUAGCGUUUGUAUUUAUGUAUAAAUAUAUGUAUUUGAUGACAAUCAAACAAACAUCUUAAACAAACAAACACGUAAUAAAUAAAAAUCCCACAGCGGCCUUUCUUUAAGAACUACAGUACCCAAAAUUCUUUUCGUUUUUUUCCCCAAACCGGAAGUUCAUGUGUAGCUUGUUCCUGGUGCGAGAGUCCUAGUGGUUUGUUUUAACUUAGAAAAUUUGUACAAACUGUAACCGUCAAGAUAUUUUUGUUUAGAGAGCAUUCUUGUAACUUGGCAGUGUAUUAUAUACCGUUAACUUCUUGAAGCGAAGUCCCUUUUGGUCUUUUGCAUAAACCGGUUGCCCAUGGUGACUGACCGACGCUUCAGUUUCUCUGAUUCAAAUUUGUCCCCUCGUUAUUUAACUAUAUGACUUUAAAACAGAAGAAAGGACUGAAAGGCUCCAUCGAUGAUGUACUGGGUGAUCUGUUGGGGGACCAUGACUCGCCGAUUAGGACUCAGCCCGCGGUUCGUGUCGCUGGAAGGAGCGGCGUCCUGACGUCCCGUAGUGGGAAACGGUCAUUACUGGAUGAUGACUUCUUCAGUAAGCUGGCUGAGGAGGUCGGCGACGAAGAGGCUUCUGAUGUGUCGGAGGCUGAUCCAGCAGCCCUGCUGGAGAACAUUAAGGACAUGGAUGAGAUGGAUGCCGACCUCUUCGCGCCAAAAAAGAAGCCGAGCUCCGCUCCCCCACUGGCUACCGCUAAGGCUUCAGGGGCGGGAGGAACUAAACAAAACCCAGCCCGUUUGGUGGAGGGUGGAGCACUGGAGCCGCGACAUGUGAUUGACUCUCCCAACGCCGAUGCCAAAAAGCCCGGCUCCGCCCCAGCUGCCGCCACGCACAGCUAUAAGAGAUUCACCUUCACCGCGUCAGAUGAGGAGGAUGUUUUAGUUCCAUCUCCAGACAAAAAAGACGCGGGUGACCCACUGGCCGAUCUCCUGGACGAUAUAAAGGAAACAAAGAUGGCCGUCAGCGAUGCUGUUCCUGAGCAGAGAGGUCUGCCUGUAUCCGAGUCCCCCGUCGGUAAGGCGAGAGAGACGGCGUCAUGGAGCAGAGGUCCCGGAAAGCAGAACGAGCUGACAUUCGAUGAGGACGAGGAUGACCUGAUGGACGCGCUGGGCUUUGGAGAGAGUCCAAAGGGGAAGGAGGGAAUUCUCCCCCACAAGAGGCUGAGUGAGCCCCCACAGCCGGUACCAACCAGGCUGGAUGAGAUUCUGGGCCGGGGGACAUCUCCACGCCUGCUUGAGCGCCCCCCUACUGGCGAGAAGAAGGAAGUACAUAUGGAGAAGCCAGCAAUUGCCACAGACUCUGCCUUCGGGGACGGUGACUUCACGUUUGGCUCCUACCAGCCCACUGUGGUCUCCACACCAGAGAGCCGGCAGUCACAAAGGCAGUCAGUCAGGUUUUCAGCAGAGCAGACUGGCAGCCGGUCGCCAGAGGGGAAGCCCAGGUCCCCCGUCGCCGGCUCUCCCUCUGCUAAGCGCCACAGCAAGCCGGCAGCCAGUAGGCCAACGAUUCAGCACGACAGCCAAAUGCUGGAGGGGAAACCGAAACUGGCCCCUCCCCUUCGUUCACGCCCCAGUAACCCCGCGGCUGAUUGGCUAGGCCUCAGCCAGGAUCCGGAGGAAGAGGAGGAGGAUCCAGAGGCGCAGGGUGGCCGGGGAGCCCCACCAGCCACGGGAGCCUCGCAGGGGAGUGAGCAUCCUGCGUCUGAAGGGGAGCCUCCGCUACCAGACGCUCCUGCUAGCGAGGAGGCGAAAGACUGGCUGGCAGGAGCACUGACCCGGAAGAAGAAUCUUGCAGCCGUGAAGGCGGCCGUGCCCCGACAUCCUCGCGGUGGCGGCGAUGAGGAGGACCUGGACUCCCUCCUCACGAGUAAACCCAGGUCACCACCAGCUCCUAGGAGGAAAGAAGACGACGCUGUACCUACCAAGGAUUCGAGUUCCUCGUUGCCGUGGGAGACCUCAAGCACGCAAGACACUCCACCUCGUCAGUCAAGUCCGGUGAAGGAGGGCCUACCCAAACCUGUGCCACCAGAGAUAAUAGGGGGGAACAGUGCACCCAUUGAGUUGCUGCAGUCCCCACUGCAGGGGGCAGGGGGCGCCUUGCAGAGGAAGGGAACGGAGCAGCAGGCGGGGGAGCUGUCCCUGCAGACCCACUUGAUCCAGCUAGAAGGCCAGGUGCGGAGCCUGCAGCUGGAACGCGACCAGCUGAAGAUGCUGCUGGAGAGUGUGCGGCAGAGGCACGGUGAGGACACCGAGCUCAUGGAAGCGGCUCACAGGUCCAGGGUGAAGAUGCUGGAGGAGUCGGCGGCCGAGAGGGAGGUGCGGAUGCGGCAGGAGAGCGAGGGCCUGGCGGAGCGCCUGGUCAGCGUCACCCGGCUGGCGGAGCGGGAGCAGGCCGAGCUGCAGGCGCAGUACCAGCGCCGGCUGGCCCAGAACCAGCAGGAGCGCGACCGCGAGGUGGAGCGGCUCCGGGAACUGCAGCGGAGAUCCAUCCUGGAGAUGAAGAAGGACCAUGAGGAGCAGGUGCAGAGGCUGAAGCAACUGAAGGAGGAGGAGAUCGACGCUGUGACCAGCGCGACAUCUCAGACCAGGUCCCUGACAGUGGUGAUCGAUCAGAUGGAGCAGUUCUCCCGGCGGCUGGGUGAGCUGUCCUCGCGUGUGGAGAGCACGCAUGAGCACACGGCACAGGGCCUGGAGCAGGGCGCGCGGCAGAGGGACCAGCAGCUCCGAGUGCUGCAGGAACGGCUGGACCAGCAGCAGAGCCACAUGGUUGAGGAACGUGCGCGGCUGAAGGAGGUCAUCGACAAGAUGGGCAUGCAGCUAGCGGAGCAGCAGAGGCAGCUGGAAAAGGAGCGGUGGAGGGUGUCGGCGGAACAGGCCAAGGCAGAAUCAGCCCAGAGGGGGCUGGAGGAGGAGAGGCGGACCUUAAUGCAGCGCCUCUCCAUGGAGAGGGAGGAGCUGGAAAGAGCAAAGAGCACCCUGCUAGAGGAGCAGCAGGCAGUGAUGCAGCGCUGUUCGGAAGAGCGGCGGAGGCUGGCAGCCGAGUGGGCGCAGCUGCACGCGCAGGAGAAGCUGCAGCAGGAGCGUGGGGCGCGGGAAGCCAGCCGGGCCCUGGAGAGGGACGCCCAGCGCGAGGGCGCCAUCGUCAGCAUGGCCCAGGAGCACGCCGACCUGAAGCUACGUGCAGGAGAGUUGCGGCUUCGUGAGGAGAUGGCGGCCAAGGAGAGGGCGGAGCUGGAGAGGGAGAAGGAGAAGCUGAGCACAGCCGCCCUGCACCUCAAGACACGGGCUCAGGAGGUGGAGGCCUUCAGCAAGCUGGCCUCAGACAGGUACGAGGAGGGAGAGAGAGCUGUGCAGGAGGCGCGGCGGGUGGAGGAGCAGCACCACACCCGCCUGAGCAGCAUCCGCAGCCAGGUGGAGCGGCUGCGUAGCCAGGAGCAACUCCUGAACCAGGGACGGAAGCACAUAGCAGAACAGCGCCAGGAGGUGGAGCACGUGAGGCGGGGGCUCCCCGUCAGCCCCCAGCUUCCUGCCGCCCCCAUCGUCACAGAUGUGUCUCCAGGGCUGGGUCUGCCUCCCUCCACAUUACCCCCCCAGUCUACAGCACUCCUGACCCCGACGGCAGCUCCUGGGCUUCACCUGAAACUCGCUCUCCUCAGGCACACGGCGGAAAAGGACCGGGACUUCCUGCUGGAUGAGCAGUUCUUCCUGGAGACGCUGAAGAAAGCGCCACAUCAUUCUGCCUUUCACACGGCCUGCUGAUCGCCUGGGCACCAGUACGACCGUGUUUUCUAUAAUAAACCCGUUAUAUACAC
Paramormyrops kingsleyae is the source of this 5849-nucleotide messenger RNA. RefSeq names its product fas-binding factor 1 homolog. Lineage: Eukaryota; Metazoa; Chordata; Actinopteri; Osteoglossiformes; Mormyridae. Gene Ontology annotation, biological process: establishment of epithelial cell polarity; cilium assembly. The record is from RefSeq and is a predicted model, not a curated record. Gene Ontology annotation, cellular component: centriole; ciliary basal body; ciliary transition fiber.